CGACAACGAUAAUGAUAAUUCCGGGUUUAAUUUGCCCUACAUUUGUGCUUCCAGGUAAUUGUUCAUGCAAAACUGAGACACCGAAAGCAUGGACUGCAGACCCUUCGUCUUUUUUUUCUGGACUAUCCUGCGCAUUUAAACUUUUAAUGAACUUCCUCACUUCAUCAGUUACCCAAAAUGGAUUCUACCAGGCAAAAACGCAAGGAAGAGAUAAGCAAAGCUCUGACAUUCAUACAGUCUUCUCUUGCUUAUCCAGAGCCUGAGGGCUACCAGGACUUCCUCACGAAGUUGGUGUGCAACCUGCUUGAUGAGGGCAACUCCUCAUUCAAAGACGAACACUGGGAAGAGGCGGUGGGAGAGUUCACCGAAGGCUUGAAUGUUGCAGAUUAUGCUGCAGCAGAGAAGAUCCACAUCCCUGAAGCUUUGCUGGAGAGCCUGUACGUCAACCGCGCUGCUGCCUACCACUCUAUGGGCAAAUAUGAUCAAGGCGUGCAGGACUGUAACAAAGCUCUUGGCGUGUGUAAGGAAAGCCGCAGGGCGCUGUACAGGAAGGCCCUCUGUUUGAAGGAGCUUGGGCAAUACAAGGAGGCCUACAACUGCACCACUGACUGUCUGCUCGCUACUCACUCGGACAAACGGGUGAGUGACCUUGCACAGGAGCUGUCUGCCCAUCUGGGACUGAAAAAUCGUAAACCCUACAUCACUACAAAGAAAGCUGUAAUUGUCACAAAUGGUAAUGUGCCUGCUGAAACUGUAAAGGUGUCGAGUAUGUCUACAGGAAAUGGUGUGAAUCCACUCCAUGGAAUUGCACCAGCCAGUUUUACAAGUGUUCCGGAGACCUCCAUUACAUCUCUCAGCCACAUGGAUGUCCCCUCAGUAUUGGACACACUGGACACCCUGGACACCUUGGAGGACUCUGAGCUGAUGGGGGAGGACUUGGAUAGCUUGCUUGAUUGUUUCCCGAAUGAGCACGAGGAAACUGAGACCCUUUUGAAAACCGCACUUUCAGACAACAGCACGAAAUCCACUGGCAAGUGCCCUGUCUCCUCCGUCCUGCCUGCCCCGACACCCCAGCUCCCCCCGGCCUUCUUCAACUCUGCUGUUAGUCAGCUUAACUCCUUAGACACCUUUUCAGGUGGUGAAAGCAGCACCCCAGAGUCCACCUUAAAGGCCCUGGAUGCCUUAGAUAGCUUCUCUGAUUUUAGAGGGGGUGUUGCUGCUGCACCUUUAGAACUGGCCUCGGCGGCACUGGAUUCCCUGGAUGGGCUUGAUUCCUUGGAUGACUUCUUGGAUACCACGCCAAGUGCUGAUACUACACUGGAAAUGAAUGACUCUCAAACAAAAGUGAAACCAGAGGAAAAGUCACUUGAUGAUUUGCUGGAUGAACUUGAUGUGUUGGAGCCAAGUGGUCUGAGUGCUCCUAAACCUAACCAAAGUCCUGUGGAUCGACUGGACACACUCGAUGCCUUGGACGUGUUUCCUUCAUGUGUUAGUAAAACUUUUCUGCCAGCUGGGAAAAGAAGCCUGGACUCACUUUCCAAGUUCAACUCAGAUGGUCUGAGCAAGCGUCAUAGUGCUACCGCCACAACCGCAAAAUCGCCUCACAGUGAUUACAAAGAGAUGCCGAAACAAGCAGUGGGGGCACUUUGUAAUCCUCUGGCUUCUACCCACGACUUCAUGCAGGCCUGUUCCCUGUGUUUCCCACGCCAAGGUGCAAGCAUAUAUAGUUUUGAUCACAAACCAGAACUAGUACACAGCUGCAAGAGAGACAUUCUUUUAUGUCGUAAGAAGGUUGGCUACCCUUCAGAAUGGACCAGAGUGCGCAUACGUCCCAAAUGGACCUCCUUCAGUGGGCCCUUUGUGCUGUGUAGGGAGCUGUUGAAGUCUGGCGAGGUGGGCGUAUGUAAGUUUGGUGAAAAAUGCACGUUUGCCUUCAACCAGCUGGAGAUUGAUGUUUGGACUGAAGAGAGAAAGGGAACACUGGAUAGAAACCUGCUGUUUGUACCAGCAGCCAUCAAACUAGACCCGGUCAACAACAUCAUACGACUUCUGCAGGAACACAAGGGCACGUUCAUUUUCCUCUGUCAGAUAUGUUAUGAUAAUAAACCUCGCAUCAUCAGUAACCGCUGCAGAGACACACCCACCACCUGUUCCAACUUUGACGCUCGUCACGCCUUCACUGCCAAUAAGUGCUUAGUUUUUGUGGUGAGAACUACCAGUGUCAACUACAAUAAGAUCCGUCCUUUUCCCAUCCCGUGUCGCAUGGAUUUGUGCCACCACGCCAUCCGUUACGGCUGCCAACGAGAGGACAACUGCCAGUUCGCCCACUCUGUCAUUGAACUGAAAACGUGGAGGGUGCAGCAAGACACAGGAAUCAGCCAUGAGGAGAUUGUGGAAAUAUCCCAAAAAUAUUAUGAAAAGCAAGAAUACAAGUCUCCGAAACAUAAAGUGAACAAAGUCUUGUCUCCUCCUGGAGGUUGUGGGAGCAGACCACGAACAGGAAGAGGAGGACCUGGAAAAAGUCUGGGCAUGAACAUGAAGUUUGUGUGCGCUCAGUGCUGGCGCGAUGGACAGAUCAGUGAGCCGGACAAAUGCCUGAAAUACUGCACAUCCAAAGCUAGGCACACGUGGAUUAAAGAGAGACGGGUGCUGCUGGUGAAGUCUGUGGAAAGGAAUAAAUGGGUUCAGGUCCGAGCGCUGCCACACGCCAAGAGCGCACCUGCACACUAUGACUUAUGUGCACAUAUUUUGGAGAAAAGGAAAUGCACCUACCCUGGGAAUUGCACCUUUGCUCACAGUCAAGAGGAGAAGGAUAUGUGGAUGUAUAUGAAGAAUAAUGAUUUGAGGGACAUGCAGCAGAUGUACGACAUGUGGUUGGCACUAACCAACCCUAACCGCCAAGCAGGGGAAACUGCACUCCCUCAACCGGUCCAAGAAGAGAAAUUUAUCGUCAUGCCAGCUGACGACGCUGAACCAAUGAGCGGCCUCCACUGCCGGCUGUGCGGUAAGCACAGUAACAGCGAGCGACAGUGGCAGCAGCACAUCUCUUCGGAGAAGCACAAGGACCGUGUUUUCAGCUGUGAGGGAGAAGAGGAGGACCUGAUGUGGUGCUACCGUUUCCCGGGCGCAUGCUUUGAACUCUGCUCCAAAUUGGGUGACAGCUGUCCUGAUGGCGUGAGUUGUGACUAUGCUCACUGUCUGGAGGAGCUGCAGGAGUGGAUAGAGAGGCGGGACCUCCUUCGACGGAAGCUGACCAGAGCCAGGGAAGAUAUGCUAAUCAUGCCUGAUGAACACGACUUUGGGAAGUACAACUUUCUACUUCAGGACUGAUGUGAAUGCCAUUUUGUUUGGAGAGUUUUCUAUGAAAAAACCAGGAGCUCAUAAAAACAGGUGUAUAUAUAAUUUGCCAAAGAAGACUUGUAUGAUCAAGAACAUGGAAGUGAAGUCCAAGACAUUUUAUAUACUUCAAUAUUCUCCUUAUAAUGAAUGGGAAGGUUUAGCACACUUCUUUAUACUGUCCAGUGAAACUUCACCACAGAUGAUAAAAUAUUAAGACCACAUUUAUUCUGCUCCUA
Messenger RNA from Thalassophryne amazonica, 3575 nucleotides. RefSeq names its product zinc finger CCCH domain-containing protein 7B-like. NCBI's taxonomy places the organism in Eukaryota, Metazoa, Chordata, Actinopteri, Batrachoidiformes, Batrachoididae. The record is from RefSeq and is a predicted model, not a curated record. Gene Ontology annotation, biological process: miRNA processing. Gene Ontology annotation, molecular function: metal ion binding; miRNA binding; protein binding. The coding region runs from base 178 to 3330 and encodes 1050 amino acids. The transcript has 24 exons.